This is a messenger RNA of Colletotrichum spaethianum, 264 nucleotides long. RefSeq lists its product as uncharacterized. The record is from RefSeq and is a predicted model, not a curated record. NCBI's taxonomy places the organism in Eukaryota, Fungi, Ascomycota, Sordariomycetes, Glomerellales, Glomerellaceae. The transcript has a single exon. Bases 1 to 264 code for a protein of 87 amino acids.
AUGGUCAAAGGCAGGGAAGAGGUCGUUUCCGAGUUUAACGAGUACGUCAACAUGACGGCUGAGGAGCUAGAGUCCUGGCUCAAGUCAGGCGACUCUAACAGCGCCGGCUGGCCCAAGGACGAUGCCGACGGCGACGGUGAGACGGUCGGACACGACAGCGGGCGCAAGAUUGUGGAGAUCCUCCAAGCAAACCCCGAGAAGAAGGAGGACGAGUAUACGGAUGAGCAGGUCGACCACAUGCGCAAGGUUGUGGCUUACUGGUAG